This is a messenger RNA of Macrobrachium nipponense, 1602 nucleotides long. RefSeq names its product NACHT, LRR and PYD domains-containing protein 12-like. Lineage: Eukaryota; Metazoa; Arthropoda; Malacostraca; Decapoda; Palaemonidae. The record is from RefSeq and is a predicted model, not a curated record. The transcript has a single exon. The coding region runs from base 329 to 1372 and encodes 347 amino acids.
AAAGAGAGUCGAAGAGAAGAAGAUCAAUAAGCUCAAGAGAAAGCUCAACCCACACCAAACCGAUGCCAUUCAGAAGUAUAGGAAAAUUGAGGAGUGGGACAUCACUUUAAUCAGUCUCCUCCUGAAAUAUUGUGAAGGGUUGGCCGAAGAUGAUCACCAGGAUUGGUCAUCAAGCAGUGGGAAAGAGCCGGAAUGCCUUAUCACAGCUCUGAAGAAUAUAAGAAACACACUGGCUCACGAACAGACCCAACUUCUGAAGGAAGAUUUCAUUCUCAAAACGGACGAAAUUCAUAAACUCAUUAAAAAGGUCCUUGAGAGUGUGGGUCAAAUGUGUAGUCAUGUCAGCCAAGGGGAAAUUGAGACACGCAUAGAGGAAUUCACUGAGAAGCUCAAUGAAAUCAGAGACGCAACCUUUUCUCCAGCGACCGUUGCCGAGUUCGAGAAAGAAUCGCUGUUUCACGAACUGAAGGAAUAUGUGAAAAAGGAAGGUAAGCCAGUGUUGGUAAGCCAUCUGAAGAGACUCACAACCUUCAACCCUCUGUUUCUGAUCUUAGAAAAGCCGAAGGAAACAGAAUUUGCGGUGAAGGAUAUAUUCACAGGGAUGCUCUUGGAGGAGGAUGAACAAAGAGUGAAAGUUUCACUGGAAGACAUCAUAGCCAUUGCAUCUAACACUGAUCCUAAAGGAUUUAUAUUGCUCAAGGGCUACGCAGGAGUGGGCAAAACCACAAUAGUAAAAAAGAUUACCUCUGACUGGGUUCAGAAGGCUGGGUACAUUAAAGGCCUCGAUUCUUUCGACCUGUUGUUAUAUGCAGAGUUCAGAGAUCGAACUGAGAGUUUUGUGGAGCUUUUCCAGCAUUUAUUAGGUGAUGUUCAUCAGUGUUUCAACAACAAAGACCUUGUCAAGGUAGCCCUAGGUCUGAAAAACUUGGUUGUCUUGGAUGGAUUCGAUGAGGUCAACUCCUAUUCAUUCAGUUUGUUCCAAGACAUCCUGCAAUUGGCAAAAUGCCACAAGAACUUGACUGUUAUUAUUACAACCAGACCUGAAGCUGAGAAGCAAUUAAGUGAUCAACUGAAAUCCGCCAAUGUAAAUGCUGUUCACGUUUGGCUGGUAGGUACCGAAGCCUACAAAAGGCCAGAGUUUGUGAGAAAAUACUUCCAUGGUCUAUCUCAGAAAUCUAAACCUUUGCAAGGGCUUGACGGACUGUUUGCAUACCUCAAGAAAACUGAGCACAUAAUGAGUGAGGUGUGGAAACUCCCCUAUAAUCUCUCCCUUGUUACAAUUCUUUGGAUGCUUGAGCCAGAAGUAGUGAAUGGAAUUACAACUGAGCUGAGCUGUACUGGCAAAUUUUCGCCUUGUGCCGUUCAAGAUUAGAGGAGCGUUUGGGCAGGCGCAAGAGCACGUGUGCCUAUACAGAAAGUGAACGGAAAUCCAAGACUGAAAAGUUUCUUGAACAGCUAAGCUGGCAGUCCCUUUUGGGGUUAAAGAAUGACGACAUCUAUCUUCCUAAGUUAGCCUAUAACAACAUAGCCCAACUCUGUGAGCAUUUGGAAGUGCCAGUCGAAGAGCUGGCUGGUGCUUUUCUCAAAAAGUGACUACUUCAA